AUGUUUAAUCUCAAUUUUUCAUCAUCAACAUCAUCAUCAUUGACAGUUGUGCGUCAUUCACUUGCUGAACCGUCCAAUUCCUCAUCAACUGCUAUACGGAUAGUUAAUGAACAAAAUUCAACACUAUUCAAUACUGAAAAUUUUCAACCAUCCAUACGAAUAAUGUGGUAUCGUUUCCUGUUGGUUAUUAUUAUUUUUGUUACUGCUGCUGGUAAUCUUCUGGUUUGUUUAGCUAUAGCUCGGGAACGAAAAUUACAAAAUACAACAAAUUAUUUUCUUAUGUCAUUAGCAAUUGCAGAUUGUCUUGUUGCUAUUCUAGUCAUGCCAAUGGGAAUGGUUUCUGAAGUUUUCGGUCACUUUCCAUUACCACAUUCUGCAUGUAUUAUAUUUGCUACCAUGGACGUAUUGUGUUGCACAUCAUCUAUAUGGCAUAUGAGUACAAUGUCAAUGGAUAGAUAUUUUACAAUUCGUUUUCCAUUUCGUUAUGGAAGAAAUAAAACUCGUCGUAUUAUGUUUCUUAAAAUAGUUGCUGUUUGGGCUAUAAGUGCAGCUGUAUCAUCACCUAUAUUUGUAUUAGGAAUUGUUAAUGAAAAAAAUGUUUUAUCAGAAGGUAUAUGUGCACCAAAUAAUGCAUCAUUUAGAAUUUAUGGUUCAAUUUUUGCUUUUUAUAUUCCAUUUAUAAUAAUGAUAACAACAUAUGCAUUAACAAUGCGUUCAUUAAGAAAUGUAUUAGUUAAUAAAAAAAAAUAUAAUCGUGAAAGACGACAAAAGCAAACAUUUCGACCAUUAGCACAGAUAAUACAUCAAUAUGCUGAAAUAGCUCAAGGUAUCCGACGUACAUCAUCAGGAAAAAAACAAACAAUACAAAAAACAACAACAACAAAUAAUAAUAACAAUAACAAUAAUAAUAAUAGUGAUAAUAAUUCUAUUUUAAACAAAACAUUAUAUACAAUAAAAAAAGCAACUUCACUAACAGAUUCUCGUACAUCAUUAUUUUCUAUAAAUAAUACAAAUAUAAAUUUACAGCAAGAUAAUAACUCAAAAGAUAUGAUUAAUGAAGUUAAUAUUAAUAAUGAUCCUAUUCAUCAUAAUUCACAACAUUUAACUAUUAGUUAUAUUAAACCAAGUGGAAGUAGAAAUCGAUGUUAUCAACAACAAAUAUUAACAAUGAAUACGGCAAUGCAUAGAAAAGAAAAUGGUAUAGAUAUGAGUACUGUUUAUGAGAUAACAGAAUAUUCGAAAUCAACAUCAAGUUUAAAUGACAUAUCAGCUGUCGUAAGUAAUAAUGCUUGUCGACUAUCAAUCGUUAAUAACGGACAACAAAUAUCUGAACAAAUAGACAAAAUUGAACAAUUAGAAAAUUCAAAUCUUAUAAAAUCAACUAUUAACGAUACAUCAACACUUGAAGAAGAAGAACCUAGUUCAAUAUCAGAUACGGAUAGUAAAACUGAUGUACAUGAAUCUGUUCACAUGCAAAUAGCUUCGCCAUCAUUUCAACAAUUUGCUUUGUAUCAUCCAACUGAACCAAUAUUUUUGAAAAUUCCAUGGAAAUAUUGUUUUGAAAUUAUUCAAUAUAUUCUUCAAUAUUAUAUAUUCUAUUUUCCUUAUCGAUUACAACCUUUAUCAAUUGAAUAUUCAUCAAAUUUAAAUAAAAAAUCCUUAAAAGUAAAUCAAUCAACGUCAAUAUCAUCAUUUUAUAUAACACCAAUAAAAUAUCAUCGAACAGUUUCAACACAAACAACUUCUUUUUCAAAUUCAGAUUCUCCUAAUAUCAAUCCAACUAAUGUUAAUGAACAUGGUGUAUAUAAUGCAUCUAAACAACGAAAAUUUCGAUUUAAUCGAUCAGUAUUACCAUCAUCAUCUUUAUUAACAAAUUUCUUUCGUCAUACGCCAACAUCACCAGUACGUUCAAGUGGUAGUUCAUCAAAAUCUUCUUUCUCAUCGGGUCAACGUUCAUCUGCACUAUCAUCAUCAAAUCAAAUACGACAACCAUAUCCUAUUAAUCAUUUUUCUCGAAUGGAAUCUGAAUUAGAACCUAUUUUAACUACUGAUAGUCGUUCGCGUACAUCAACAUCAUCAUGUAGUUUUUUACAUACACCAAAUCGUCAUGAAAGUCAUAUAUUUACACGUUAUCAUAAACCAUUACGACGACAAUAUCAAUAUCGAUCAGGAUAUAUGAUUUCAAAUUCAUUUAAAACACGACAACAACAUCAACAAUUCAGUUCACCAACAAUGACAAAUUCAUCUGAUUCUUCAUCUAUGAUGUAUAAUUAUCCUUCAAGAUUAUUUUCAAAGGUUCCUUCUCAACAACGUAUAAAUGAUGAAGAUAUCGUUGCAGCUAAUGAACGAAAAGCUUUAAGAGUUUUAAUGAUUAUAUUUUGUGUAUUUGUUACAUUAUGGACACCAUUUUUUAUUUGUACAUUUAUAUCAGGUAUAUGUCAACGAUGUCAUGACAAUUUAUCAUCAACUGUUUGGUUUUCAAUAACAUGGCUUGGUUAUAGUUCAUCUAUGGCUAAUCCAUUUAUAUAUACUAUAUUUAGUGAUGUAUUUCGACGUGCAUUUAUAAAUAUUAUUUUUUGUAGAUCAGCUGAAUCAUUAAUUUCGGGACGUCAUUCAGCUAAAUUUUCUUAUCAAAAAGAUGGUGGUCAUCAUUCUAUAAAUCAACGUUUAUCAUUUAGACGAAGUCGAAAUCAUGAUGUUUCAGGUGCAUCAACACCAAUAUUACAUCAUCGUCCAACAUUACCUAGUGGAAGUGAUGGAAAGAUUUAUAUGAAUCGAUGUACAUCAGAAACAUUUCGAUAA
Molecule: messenger RNA, 2802 nt
Organism: Rotaria sordida
Lineage: Eukaryota; Metazoa; Rotifera; Eurotatoria; Philodinida; Philodinidae
Source: the annotation of a GenBank genome assembly